Messenger RNA from Cucumis melo (muskmelon), 2289 nucleotides. Its product is annotated as trihelix transcription factor GTL2. NCBI's taxonomy places the organism in Eukaryota, Viridiplantae, Streptophyta, Magnoliopsida, Cucurbitales, Cucurbitaceae. The record is from RefSeq and is a predicted model, not a curated record. Bases 140 to 2008 code for a protein of 622 amino acids. The transcript has 2 exons.
UGUUUAUUUGAAGCAUUUUGCCAUUUAUACAAAAAAGAAAAAGAGAGAGAGAGAGAAAAAGAGAGAGAAAAAGAGAGUUAAAAGAAGUGAAAGAAGAAGAAAAAAGGAGAGCAAAAAAAUACACACACACACACACACAAUGUUUGAAGGAGGAUCGGUAUCUGAGCAACUUCAUCAAUUCUUAACUCCAAGAACAACUCCACCACCACCACCAAAUUCUAAUUCUCUUCCUUUAAUUCCUCUUAAUUUUGCUCUUCAUUCUCCUAAUUUCAAUUUCCACCCUUUUGAUUCUUAUAAUGCUACUUCUACUACUCACCAUCAUCAUCAUCAAAUUCAUCUUCAUCAUCAUCCUCAUCAUCUUUUGCAUCAUCAAUCUCCGAAUCCUCAUGGCGACGACAAAAAUGACGACAAGACGACGACUACGGGAACUGGGAGUAAUUUGCAGGUGGGCGUAGAUUUGGAGGUCGGUAGAGAGAACAACAACAACAGAUCCAUUUUGAUGGAGGAUCAUCAUAUUAUUCAUUAUGAUCAAUGGAGCAAUGAUGAGCUUCUUGCCCUCCUUAGAAUCAGAUCCAACAUUGAAAAUUGCUUCCCCGAAUCCACUUGGGAACAUGUUUCAAGGAAGUUGGGAGAGGUGGGUUUUAGAAGGACUGCAGACAAGUGUAAAGAGAAAUUUGAAGAAGAGAGUAGAUAUUUCAACCACAUUAACUACAAUAAAAGUUGUAGGUUCCUCACUCAUGAGCUGAAUUAUAAUCACCAUCCAAAUCAAGAUCAAGAUCACCUUCUCCUGAUUCAUGAAGAGAACGGGAAACCAGACGAGGGUGGCCCCACCCUCGUUGUGGUACCAGAAGAAGGUGAAGAAGAAAACGAAGAUAAAGAUGGAGAACUUCAUGAGGAAGAAGAAGAAGGAGAAGAUUUGAGAAACAACAAAAUAAGAGCGGGGACGAAUAAUGAGGAAGAACGGAAUGAUAGUAGUAGAUCAAGUAGUUGCAAGAAGAGUAAGAAAAAGAGGAAAAUGAUGAGGCAAAAGGAAUUUGAAUUGUUGAAGGGUUAUUGUGAGGAAAUAGUGAAGAAAAUGAUGAUACAACAAGAGGAAAUUCACUCAAAGCUUUUACAAGACAUGUUGAAGAAGGAAGAAGAGAAGGUUGCUAAAGAGGAAUAUUGGAAGAAGGAACAAAUGGAAAGACUUCACAAAGAGCUUGAAGUGAUGGCCCAUGAACAAGCCAUUGCAGGUGAUAGACAAGCCACAAUCAUUGAAAUUUUGAACCAAAUCACCAAUUCAACCACUUUAAUUUCUUCAUCUCAUGAAUCCAAAAAAGACUUACAAAAUUUACUCCAAAGUUUGAAUAAUUACAACAAAAAUAACAAUAUCCCUAAUUCUACUCCUUCUUCCUCAUCCUUAAUCCAAUGCCAAACGUCAAGCCCCAACAAAAAACCACCUCAUGAAAAUUCAAACUCUUUCACUAGCCAAAAUGAUCCAAUUAAAAACCCUAAAAACAACCCUUGUUUAUCAACCCAAAUCCUUGAAGACCCAAAUUCCUUCAUCAAUAAUCAUUCGAACCCUAAAAGUAAAGAGAAGUUAGAUCAUGAGAGUGAAGACUUGGGAAAAAGAUGGCCAAGGGAUGAAGUGUUGGCUUUAGUAAAUGUGAGGUGCAAGAUGUACAAUAACAACACCAACAACAAUCAUCAAGAUGAAGGCCUAAGUGGUGGAGCGUCAUUAAAAGCUCCACUAUGGGAGAGAAUCUCACAAGGAAUGCUUCAAUUGGGUUACAAAAGAAGUGCCAAGAGAUGCAAAGAGAAAUGGGAAAACAUAAACAAGUACUUUAGAAAAACUAAAGAUGUCAACAAGAAGAGAUCUCUUGACUCAAGAACUUGCCCUUAUUUCCACCAACUCUCCACAUUGUACAAUCAAGGUGGAGGGAAUAGUACCUCCCUGGAAAACUGCCCGAUCGUUUCAUCGGAAAACCACUCCGACCACUCCGAAAACCACCUUGCAACUUCGUCCUAGAGAAUAUUUAAUUAGCACGGCUCAAAUAAUAAUGUAUUUUAAAUUUGUAUUUGAACCUUUUUUUAGGGAAGAACAUAUUUUGCUGAUUCUUUUCUUUUUCCUUUUUCUUUCUUUGUGGAUUAAUUUGUGAUGAUUUUUUUUAGGGGUAGCUGGGAUGGUUGGGUAAGGUGGGCAGUACUACUAGUAGUUUGCGGCUAUCGUCAUCUACGUUCAUUUUUUGUGUACUUCGUCUGAGCACCGACACAGGGUGAGAAGUUAGAACCUAAAUUUAAUUCAACCAA